Messenger RNA from Symbiodinium pilosum, 1135 nucleotides. NCBI's taxonomy places the organism in Eukaryota, Dinophyceae, Suessiales, Symbiodiniaceae. The record is from the annotation of a GenBank genome assembly.
AUGGCUGGUGCCGCAGAUGGGCAAGUCACCAGUGUGGAGAAACAGGUCUUGGAGUCGAAUCCAUUGUUGGAAGCGUUUGGCAACGCCCGGACGCUGAGGAACGACAACUCCAGCCGCUUUGGAAAGUUCAUUGAGCUCCAAUUUCGAAGCUCGACCAGCGAGGCGCUCCAGGCAGAGGACUGGAUGAGCAAUCUCAAGGAAGGAAGCAGUGAAAAUGCCAUGAUGAGCACUGAAGGUGGCGCGGUUGUGAAGGAUACGUUUCUCGAUUCUUGUUUUGUGACGCCAGUCGUCAAUGCGGAUGCAUCAUCCUUGGGUGUGGCCGGCGAGAACUGCCGCCUGUGCGGUGCCCGCAUCCAGACCUACCUGCUUGAGAAGGUGCGUGUUUGUGACCAGCAAGAGGGCGAGAGGAACUACCAUCUCUUCUACGAGGCACAGUGGUGCCCCAGCAGGUCUCAGAACUUAAAGCUGCUGUUUCCUCAGAAGUUGUCCAAAGAGAAGGUCAAAGAGGAAGUGACCCUGAACCUGGAGGGCUUCGCGGACCUCGGCAACUUCGCAUACCUUACGCGGUCUUCCUGCAAAACUCUGAAAGACGUUGAUGACAUUGAAAUGUUCGAGAGACGGAUACAUGCCAUGCAAACAAUUGGAAUUCCAAACGACGAAAUGACGCAGAUUCUCCGCAUGGUCGCUUCAGUCCUCCAUUUGGGCAACAUCAAGUUCGAUGCUCCUCCCAACAACAGUGAAGGCUCCAUGGCCAUGGCGGAGUGCGAUCGCUCCGUCGAGAUGGCGAGCAAGCUCUUGGGGGUUGACCGCAAGUCCUUGGAGUCGGCUCUCUGCAGCCAGACUCGCGUGACGCGCAGUGAGAAAAUUCGAAGCCCUGUUAAUGUGCGACAAGCAGCCGACAACAGAGAUGCGCUGGCAAAGGCAGUUUAUGGGAUAGUCUUCAAUUUCAUCGUGCAGAGCACCAACAUGUCCAUCGGCUACGUGGAGGAUGUGAAGCUCUUUGCUGGCGUGCUGGACAUCUUUGGCUUCGAGUGCUUCAAGAUGAACUCCUUCGAGCAGCUGUGCAUCAACUUCACCAAUGAGCGACUGCAGCAAUUCUUCAAUUCCUUCGUCUUCAAGUUGGAGGCGAACCCGG